Melanotaenia boesemani (Boeseman's rainbowfish) is the source of this 5211-nucleotide messenger RNA. RefSeq lists its product as uncharacterized. Gene Ontology annotation, molecular function: DNA binding; protein dimerization activity. Lineage: Eukaryota; Metazoa; Chordata; Actinopteri; Atheriniformes; Melanotaeniidae. The coding region runs from base 198 to 3653 and encodes 1151 amino acids. The transcript has 7 exons. The record is from RefSeq and is a predicted model, not a curated record. Gene Ontology annotation, cellular component: nucleus. Gene Ontology annotation, biological process: regulation of transcription by RNA polymerase II.
AAGAGAUCAACUGAGACUGUAUGGCCUGAUUGAAAUCAUCAUGGAUCAAUGCUUCAGACGUUUCUACAUUGAGUGUCGUAAUUGAAGAAAUACAUUUAAAACAUUAGUGACGUUUCAGAUGCACGUGUUCUAUCGACCCGAGCUCUGAUCGCAGCCCUGCAGCUAGCGACCAGUCUGCAGAGAGGGGGGACACAAACAUGGAUCUCAUAAGCAAACCAAGAGGCAAGUCCAUUGUGUGGCUGUACUUUGGCUUCAAAGCGGAUGAAAAUGGACGACCGCUGAACUCAGAUGAGGCCAUCUGCCGUUUAUGCAGAAAAAUAGUGGUUUCUAAAGGAAACACCACAAAUUUAAGAAGUCAUCUGAGACGUCGACAUCCUGCAGAUUUUUUUGAGAGCAUAUCCUCUGCGACCCCUGCAGCAUUUUCAGAGACUCAAGUUGCAGAUUUCAGCCAUGAUGAACUCCUGGAGGAUUCUCCAUUUCUUCAGAGCCCUUCAAGCUCAAACUACGUUCCAGACGCUGUGGUGCCACCCGGCGAGCCGUGGCUCCACGGAGGCCCCUUGCGGGCCGUGCUGUCCCUGCCUUCCUGCCUGUGCCUGUCCAGGGAAGCUGCGCCUGGAAAGCCCGAUGCCAGAUCCUCUGUCGAGGAACAAGGAGAGAUGAAUGUGUAUGCCAAGUGUCAGCUUCAGCAGGGCGUCAUGUUUGGGCCCUUUGUAGGGGAAAUGUGCAAGGGACAAAUGCCAAACAACCUCAAAUAUGCCUGGGCUAUCAGAGAUGAUACUUCUUUCAUCUUUGUGGAUGCAUCUGAUGAAAACAAAUCGAACUGGAUGAGAUAUGUAACUUACACCAGCAAUGAGGAGGAACACAACUUGGUCGUUUUCCAGUUUUACCGGCACAUCUACUACAAGGUUUCCCGGUCUAUUUCAGAGGGAGCAGAGCUCAAAGUCUGGAUUGGCAAAGACUAUGCCUCACUUUUGGGACUGGGGCUGGGUGACAACAUGAAAUGUGAAAUUGGACAUAAGGAGACAGCUCUGCGUCUCCUGCAGGACAUCCAGGUGGUCACCCUCCCAGAGCAGAGUGCCACCUCCCUUUGGUCAGACCAGAGCCAAUCACAGAGCCCCAUGCCUGUCAUCAGUGACGUGACGACAGUGCCAAGCACAGAAGCAGCUAUUGAUCCCGGCCUGCUGUCUGGUAUCCCCUUCACCUCCUUACAGUCCCCGAGUUCUCAUGUGAUGGAUAAGUAUGAUUUUCUGCCUGGAACAGAGAAACUGCUGAGCAACCUGGGAAGCCACCAGAACAGUCCCUGGUACUUCUUUGGGUUGGAGCCAGACCCGACCGGUCGGCCUCUGGAUCGGAGCACGGCGGUGUGCAAGCUGUGCUUGGAGCAUGUAAACUGUAUAGGAGGAGCAGCAGAUCUCCAAAACCAUUUGACGAGCAGGCAUCACAUCAAACUCCGAGAGAAGGAUCGAAAUCUGCCAACAGGUCAACAGCGCAUUCAGCCAGUGAUGCCCAUCAGUGGUCCAGUCAGCGCUCCCCACUUGGUAAUGCCUGCUCAACUGACCAGUGCCAUCACCAACUUUAUCAUCAUGGACCUCCAACCUCCAGGUCUGGUCGAAGGGGAAGGCUUCAGACAGCUGCUGCACACGCUCCUGCCCUCCUACAGAGAGCUGCCUUUAUCUUACCAGGUGGAAAACCUCCUGAGAGACCACCACGCCAAAGGCAAGGCGAGCUUUUCUCAGCUGCUGAGGAGCAGAAGUGGAAGUGAAGAAAAUGAGGAGAUAAGCGAUUACACAGCUCCCAUUGAGUUUGAGCCCAAAAGACGCGGGCGGCCUCCCAGCCAUCAGCGGGAAGUUCCUCACUCUGUCACCUUAAGUGUAGAUGUUUGGCUCCACAGCUGGCAGGGAAAUACUGAGCGGUACCUCACACUGUGGGCCCACUACAUAGAUGAUGCUUUUAGUCUUCACAAUCUUGCCUUGUCAACGCAAAGACUGAUAGAGAGCGGAGAAGAAAACUACACCCUUCAAGUGGUGGAGACGCAGGUGAAAGCGAUGGCGAAGCAGUGGGGAAUGUCUCAGCCUAAUCUGGUCCUGUUGGGAGUUGAGGGGAGAAGCAGGGCGAGGUUGAGGCCAAUAAAGAGCGAGAAGGGUGAGGAGGCCACAGGAAGCGCCUCACACCCAAAUUCAACAACGUUUUUAGAGAGGGACGACUCUGCGUCAUCCGAGGAGGCUCACGCUGCAGAACACAGCCACUUUAGUGAGGGUCUUCCAUCAGUCCCGUGCUUCUUCAGCGCUGUGCAGGGCUGCAUCGAGGAAGUGAUGUCACAUCCUGUUAUCUUCAGUACUCUCAGUCACUUCCAGGGUAUUAUCUCCACUCUAUUCUUGCCACCAACUCAGAAUAAAGAUUCAUUCCAGUAUCAUGCUCAGAGGCUCCUGCAGGGUCUGACAAAACAAGAACAGGAGAGGCUCAAGUCGUGGGCUCACAGCCGGCCGACCUGGAAUUUACUGUACCCAUUACUAAGCAUGCUCAUCAAAAAUAAAAGCCUAGUCUGUGAUGCGAUAAAAGAGAUUAACAGUGGUAACUUGACCGGAGAGGAAAAUGCUUCAGAGUUCAAUACAUCUGGCAGCUGUGGCGCAAACUCCACUUCCAACACGCCAUCAACAGGCCUCCACGCUCUGCGUUCUGAGUGGAAGGUUGUGGAGGAGCUGUGUCUGGUCCUCAAACCGCUGGAUGUGGCCUGUCGAACUCUGGCCAAGGAGGCCUUCCCCCGACUGUCUCUGAUCAAGCCAAUCCUCACAGGCCUGCUAACGCGCCACCUCAUACCCCGACCAGGAGAUUCUUCGACCGUUUUGAAGGAGGUGAAGAGGAUGAUGAGGAGGAACCUGGCGAGCUGUUACGACAACCCUGCUGUGAACAGAGUUUUGAGUGUGGCGUGUUCCCUCGAUCCACAGUUCCACGGGCUGGGGUUCAUGGAGGAGCAGGAGCAGACAGCCACUUUAAAUUGGUUGAAAAAGGAGGCUGUGAGGAUGGUGAAGGAGGACAGGAGGAAGAGCCAAGCCAAGACGCUUACCCAAAUCAAGAGAAGCUCCUCCCCUGAGUCACCGGAGUCUGAGAGCGACUUCCUGCGGAGGAGUAAACGCCUCAAAGAAUGCCCCCCAAUCAACUUCAGAGAGCUUGCAGAUGACGACAACGACAGCGAGGCUGGAGACGUCAACAAUAGCGAGUCAGUGGAACCAGGCUCUCAGGCCGGCCUGUCUGGCAUGGAGUUCCUCCUGGGAGACCUGUUCUGCUCUGCUCCCAGGAGCAGACACAGUUCUGUGGAGGAGUCAGUCGAUAUGGAGAUGUCUGUCUUCAAAGCCGACAAGGGGGCUUCGAUGGGCGUGGAGCCCCUGCAGUGGUGGAGAAUGAAGGCGGUGCAGUUUCCACUGUUGGCGUCAGUGGCUCGGGCCUACCUGGCUGCCCCAGCAGUGGCCGGCAACGCUGCACAGGACUUUGUACGGGACGGAGCAAGAACCACACACAGGAAGAGAUCAAACAUUCCUCCAGAGAGUUUGGAUGCAAUCCUGUUUCUGCAUCUCAACAACAUUAACGUUGCAGAGAGCGGGCAGGCGGCAGCUAAGAGCGACGACAGGAACAACGGGAGUGAAAUGGUUCCGUAAACACUAAUGAGCUGUAACUUUAACCAUUUUGACCACAUUUUAAACCUUUUUAUAAACGUUACCAUCAAUCUGAAAUAAACCUGAUUCAAACCAAAACUGCAGCACAUGAUUCAGAACUUGUGGGCAGCUGGGACGCGAGUAGACGACUGAGGUUCAGUGGAUGUUUUCAAGAGUCUCUAUUUUCAGAUAUAUGGUUGAGUUUGGCAACGUCACUCUACCGUCUGAUUCGUCUGACCGAAGUCUUUAUUCAACCUGCUUGUGCAGCACAUUUAAGGUUUAAAACAGUUUUUCUUCCCACAGUAAGUGUUUAGAUUUUUUCUGAGGCUUAAAAUGAGGAGAAAACAGAUCUGUAUGUGUUUGACCUUUAUUUUUACUACUGACGUUUUGAACUCUGUUGUUUAUUAACCUAUUUGGCUCCUAGUGCCUUACCUAAUUUCAGUAAUUUAGUAUUUUUAGUUCUUUUUUGUUUGUUUGAUUUUUUUUUCCUUAAAAAGAAAAGUACAACUCAUGUAUUCCUGAAACCUUUCAUGGUAGUGUUGUGUACAAUCUAUUACGUGCCUUUGCUGUCACAUUAUUAGUACUCUGUAUGUCAGUUAGUCUGCUGAAUUUAACCCUAUGAAACCUGAAUGUUAUGCUGCUUGUUCAUCACUUUGCUAAAGAAAUUGUAUCAGCUGGUGAAGCAACUAAUUAUUUGUUCAGUAGCUUUGAUCCAUCCUUCAUGUCUUUUUAUUUCUAUUUCUUUGUCCCUGUAACCUUUAAAGUGAUAUUGAUCAAUAGUUCCCCAGGUUUUCUGAAGGUCCUUCAAGGUUUUUCUUUGGCCCUUUUUAGCUUUUUAACUAAUUUUCAGUCCAGUCCUUGUCAAACCUCCUAACACGGACUUAUUAAUCGUUCAAGCAUAAGAUAGUCACAUAACAUGAGACAACUUUGCAAAGAACAGAUUUUUUUUUAAUGGGCUUUUGUAGUUACUUUACCAGCAGCCUGUCCAAAGGACACAUCAUGUUAUCCUGUUUCUGUAGUUGCAUCUUUAUAAAGUGCAUAACGUAGCAGCUUGACCAGCAUAUUAUAGAAUUUUUGCAGCAACAAGGUGAUUCCCAAAGAACUAUUGGCUGCAAAUUUGGCUUAUCUCAGCACAGGGUGCAAAUGAACAGGAUCAGAAAGCGAUUUCCUUAAAUGGGGAAAAAUCCUGCAAAAAAAGAUGAGAUGCAUCUGGACUUUAGUUACACAUCUACUGUAGCCAUAGCAUCACCAGAAACGGGCUCUAUGGAAGGGUGGUUGUCAGAAAAGGGGGUAUAGAAAAGGCUGAGGUCUGCCAGGACCCCAACAUUAUUGAAGCAGCUGGAUUGAGAACAGAAAGGCAGAAACAUCCAAAGAGCUUUGGAAAGUCCUUCAAGAAGCCUGGAGAACUAUUUCUAAAGACGUCGUUAUUACAAGAAAGCUUGACUAAAGCUGCUCAGACCAAAUAUUCUGUGUCAAGCUUUUGAACUUUUUACAAACUUUUGUCAUGUCUACUGUAUUUCCAUUUAUGUUUACACUUGUUUUAAUAAAAAAAAAAAAAUCC